AUGUCAAGCUCCUCUCUUAUCGAUGUCAUCAUCGUGGGUGGUGGCCCCUCCGGCCUCGCUACAGCCACCGGCCUCGCGCGGCAACUAUGGACUACGGUUGUAUUUACCAACGAGACAUUCCGAAACGCGCGAGCCUCACACAUGCACAACUUUCCGACGUGGGAUCACCAACCGCCGAGUACAUUUCGUGCCAAGGCUAAGGCAGACCUCCUUGCCCGUUAUAAGACGGUCCAAUUCGAGAACACAGAUAUACAGACUGUCCGAAAGACAGAAGAGGGUUUUUUCCAAGCGACUGAUGCUCAAGGUCGCUCUUGGGCGGCCCGGAAGCUUGUCUUGGCCCACGGAUCCGAGGACAAGCUCCCUGAUAUCCCAGGCUUUGCAGACUGCUGGGCAUACGGCAUAUAUGGGUGCCUCUUCUGUGAUGGAUACGAAGACCGUGGCCUGGCGUCAUCUGGAGUCUUAUGUGUUGGGCCACAUUCAGGAAUCCCGCCCAUCGCCCUUCACCUAUCCCGCCAGGCUCGACGCCUUACUGACAAGGUCACUCUGUAUACGAAUGGAAAUGCAGACUUGGCCGCCACGCUCAAGGAAUCCCUAAAGCAGGACAAAGACGCCAUCAGUGGCCGUAUUCAUGUUGUGGAUCACAAGAUUGCAAGAUUUGAACGAGGGUCCAACCACAAGUCGGAAGUCUUGAUUGUGUUUGUGAACGGGGAGACCGUUCAGGAAGGGUUCAUCGCGCAUCAGCCCCUCAGCCAGGCAAAGGGGCCAUUCGCUGAGCAACUAGGCCUAUCUCUUACCUCUACCGGCGACAUCGCAACGACUCCCCCAUUUGGCGAGACAACAGUACCCGGCGUGUUUGCUGUGGGAGACUGUGCAACACAGCUCAAGGCCGUUUCGCAAGCAGUGGCGAUGGGUACAAUGGCUGCUGGUGGGCUUGUAUUUCAGCUGGGUGCGGAUCUGGCCAAGGUUGACUAG
This is a messenger RNA of Thyridium curvatum, 972 nucleotides long. RefSeq lists its product as uncharacterized. The record is from RefSeq and is a predicted model, not a curated record. The coding region runs from base 1 to 972 and encodes 323 amino acids. The transcript has 2 exons. Lineage: Eukaryota; Fungi; Ascomycota; Sordariomycetes; Thyridiales; Thyridiaceae. Gene Ontology annotation, molecular function: oxidoreductase activity.